Messenger RNA from Pedinophyceae sp. YPF-701, 2019 nucleotides. The record is from the annotation of a GenBank genome assembly. Lineage: Eukaryota; Viridiplantae; Chlorophyta; Pedinophyceae.
AUGUCGUCAUGGCUCCGUGCAGCUGAGAACUUCUUCGAGACGAUCGACCAGCAGGGCAAGCGCGUCAUCGACGAGCAUGCGGGGGCUCUCAAGCCGCGCCUGAGCAACGACCGCGGUGCGCCCGCAGGAAACGGAUCGGCGACGAAUCUGGCCGCUGCGGAGAAGGAGCAGCCCGUCGCAGCGCAUGACCCCGCGCCCGCCCCGCGCGGCCCCAGCGGGCGGGGUAUGCAGCUCACAGCGGCGACUGCGAAACGGCCUGCCUCUGGGAUACCAAGCUCCACGGCAGCGCACAGGACCGCCCAGGCGCCCGCGGUGACCGCGAACCGCGCCGCGCGAGUGCUGCCCGUGGCAGCACCCGCCAACACGACGCCCGCAGAGCCCCGCCAGGGCCCCGCGCAGGCCGCCGGCUCGCCCCAAGCGCCGCCCGCGUCCUCCGCGCCGCCGCCGCGGCCACCGUCCACGGCGUCCCUCGCGGCGCCAGCGCCCUCGGUAAGACACAGCGCUGGCGGCGCACCAGGCGGCCACUCCCGCGACGGCAGCGACGUCAAGGCCGCGAUCGCUGCCCAGAUCGACGCCGCAGAGACGGCGUCGACCCACGGCGGGCCCGAGGACGCCGGCAGCGGCGCGGACACGCCCUCGGCUCCGCACCGGUCCGGCAGGGAGGCGUCGUUGCUGCGGCUCGUGGACCGGCUGCAGGCGCAAGUGCAGCAGCUGCGGCAGGAGACGCAGGAGCUGGAGAGGCUGCUGGCGGACGCCGAGGCGCAGCAGCGGGCCGCGGAGGCGGCGCAGAGGGCGGCGGAGGAGCGCGCGGAGGCGGCGGAGGCGGCCGCGCGUGCUGCGGAGGCUGCGCGGGCGAACGAGGCGGGGAGCCUGGGGCGCGAGGCGGAGGCGCUGCGGGAACGCGUGGCCGAGUCGGAGGAGGCGCUGGAGCAGGCGCGGGCGCGCGCGGCGGAGCUCGAGGCGCUGCACCGCGGCGAGCAGGCGCGCGGGGAGGAGAUUGAGUCCAAGCUCCUGGCAGACCUGCAACGAGAGGUGGCGCAAGCGGAGGCGCGCCUCGAGCAGGAGCGCGCGGCGCACCGCGACACGCGCCGCGCCGCGGGCGAGCGCGAGGCCUCGUCGCAGGCGGAGCUCGCGGAGCUAGCCGGGCAACUUGCGCGUGGGCAGGCUGCUCUGGAGGAGGCCCGGCGGAAGCACGACGCAGCCGCGGAGGACGCCGCGGCGCUGCGGUCGCGCCUGCGCGAGGCCGACGCGAAGAUCGAGGAGGCGCUGCGCGCGGCCGAGGCAGGCGAGCGCGCCGCGUCCGAGGCGGCGGCGGCGUCGGAGCUCCGGCGGCGGUGCGAGGCGGCGGAGGAGCGGUGCCGGUCCGCCGAGGGCCGCGCGGCGGCGGCGGAGGGCGAGGCGCAGGCGCUGCGGGCGCGCGCGGCGGAGCUCGAGGGCGCGGCGCGCGACGCGGCCGGCGCCGGCGCGGGGCGGCACGACGUGGCCGCGCGGCUGCAGGAGGCGGAGGAGCUCCUGGGCCUGCGUCAGGAGCAGCUCGAGCGGCUGUCGGCGGACCGCGCGGCGCAGAAGCUGAUGUACGAGCGCGAGGUGCAGAGGCUGAGGGAGGAGGCGGAGGGGCUGCGGCGGCGCGGCCCGACCGCGGGGCACCAGCCGGGAUACGGCGCGUACUACGACGGCGGCGGCGAGGCCAUGGUUCCGUUCCACGCCGUGGGGGGGGUCUACUCACGCCUGGCCAACGACAAGCGCUUCGGGCGGGCCCUGCGCGCCGGCACGAGCGCCCUCGACGACGCGGCGCGCACGGCGAUGGUGCUGGUGCGGCGGUACCCGCUCGCGCGCCUCGCGGCGGUGCUGUACCUGGCGUCCAUGCACCUGUUUGUCUUCUUCGUCAUGCACCACUGGCAACACACGACCUUCGAGGACCUGCACGGCGCCGAGACGGGGUCGCACUCCGUCGCCGCGGCCGCCAACGCCGUCGCCGCGCGGCAGGCGGCCCGGGGCAGCGGCGGCGCCGGGGGCUAG